Arachis ipaensis is the source of this 522-nucleotide messenger RNA. The record is from RefSeq and is a predicted model, not a curated record. Lineage: Eukaryota; Viridiplantae; Streptophyta; Magnoliopsida; Fabales; Fabaceae.
AUGGAUGAUAUUGUUAUAAAUGAAAAUUCUAUUUCUGAACUUGCUACUGUUAAAAUAAUUUUGAACCAACAUUUCAAAAUUAAAGAUUUGGGUCAUUUGAAAUAUUUUCUACGUAUUGAGUUGCUAAUCAGAAAAGAAAAUUGUUCUCUCUCAAAGAAAUAUUAUCUUGAUCUUUUAGAAGACUCUGGUUUGUUAGGUGCUAAACCAGUUUCUGUUCCCAUGGAUAGUGCUACAAAACUUCAUCAGGACGACAACCCCCUUCUCUCGGAUCCUUUUGUCCAUCAACAUUUGGUUGAUCGCCUCAUAUAUCUUACCACCACGAGUCCAGACAUCAUGUAUGCAACACAACAAUUAAGUCAAUUUAUGACGUUUCCUACUCAGUCUCAUCUUCAAGUUGCAAAGCGAGUGUUGAGGUACUUAAAGAGUAGUCCCGGGAAAGGAGUUUUCUUCCCCAUAAGUUCAGAAAUUCAUAUUCUCGACUUUAGUGACUCUGAUCGGGCCGGAUGUCCUGACACUCGAUGA